This is a messenger RNA of Chelonus insularis, 716 nucleotides long. RefSeq lists its product as uncharacterized. The annotation marks the transcript as partial. The transcript has 4 exons. The record is from RefSeq and is a predicted model, not a curated record. Lineage: Eukaryota; Metazoa; Arthropoda; Insecta; Hymenoptera; Braconidae.
UUUCAGCAUUCGCUCGAUGCCAAGACAAUCAGAUUAAACGCAGUUCGCUUUGAAGCUUCUGGCUCGUAUAGCUGCUCGGUUACUUCGUCUUCCCCAAUUUAUGCUGCAACUUCUAAUGCUGUCAAUUUACAAGUUAUAGUACCUCAGUCAGAUAAUCCGCACAUAACUUUCAAGAAGGAUGUUUAUACUGUGGGGGAAGUCCUUGAAGCAAAUUGUACCUCAUCUCCUGCAUAUCCUGUUCCUCAUUUGACAUGGCUCAUCAACGGUAUUGAGGUAAUUGAGACACUUGUCACAUCUUACCCAUACCGUCAGCACAAAAAAAACUUGAUGUCAGCAACUUCGAAAUUAGCAAUUGAAGUAUCAGCUCUUCAUGUUGGAAAAAAUGGACGUUUAGAAAUUAGUUGUCGAGCGACAAUACCAAAUACUUACUUAAUUCAUCAGAAAGACUACGCUGACAUCAGAACAAAGACUGUAACAGUGGAAAUAAUUUUAGCGCCUGCUCCAACUUCAUUGGCUGAUCUUCCACGUGGAUUCACACCAAUUGCUCUGGGAUAUAUUCUAUGUGUGAUACACAAAAUCUUACCUUAAUAAUCAAGUCAAUUGCUACAGAGUAUACUACUAAUAAAUAUGAAAAUAAAAUAAAUUAUGUAAAAUACGUAAAUAAUAUAUGUAACAGAUGAAGAAUAUAUAUAUAUAUAUAUCUAUAUAUAUGUAUA